Molecule: messenger RNA, 5297 nt
Organism: Fukomys damarensis (Damara mole-rat)
Lineage: Eukaryota; Metazoa; Chordata; Mammalia; Rodentia; Bathyergidae
Product: C-Jun-amino-terminal kinase-interacting protein 4
Exons: 29
Coding region: 150-3713 (1187 amino acids)
Biological process (GO): vesicle-mediated transport
Cellular component (GO): cytoplasm
Molecular function (GO): MAP kinase scaffold activity; kinesin binding; JUN kinase binding
Source: RefSeq, a predicted model, not a curated record
GCCGGGCCGCUGCGGACGGAGUGGAGAGCGCUGCUGAUGGCAUUGUUUUUGUGGCAGCCGCUGAAUGACAGCUCCCCACUACAAAGAUCUCCCCUUGGCCCCGGCGUAGGCCUCCUAGUCCGGGCGUUUCACCAUGCCAGCGCAGCGCCAUGAGUCCUGGAUGCAUGCUGCUGUUUGUGUUUGGCUUUGUUGGCGGGGCGGUGGUCAUUAAUUCUGCCAUCCUAGUAUCUCUCUCUGUUUUGCUGCUCGUGCACUUUUCUAUUUCUACCGGGGUGCCGGCUCUGACGCAGAACCUACCAAGGAUACUCAGAAAAGAGCGCCCUAUAACCUUAGGGAUUUUCCCACUGCCCGCCGGAGAUGGGCUACUGACACCGGACACACAGAAGGGCGGCGAGACCCCGGGAUCAGAGCAGUGGAAAUUCCAGGAGCUGAGCCAGCCGCGAUCACACACCAGCCUGAAGGAUGAACUUUCUGACGUUAGCCAAGGUGGCUCUAAAGCUACUACUCCCGCAUCAACAGCGAAUUCCGACGUGGCAGCCAUUCCCCCCGAUACUCCCCUGAAGGAAGAGAGUGACGGGUUGGCCAGGGGCUCAGACACCCCAACUAAGUUAGAGCUGAGCCAGCACAUCGAGGUGCAGGUCGCGCAGGAGACUAGGAAUGUGUCCACAGGCUGUGCUGAAAAUGAAGACAAGUCGGAAGUUCAAGCGAUUAUUGAAUCCACUCCUGAGUUGGAUAUGGACAAAGAUCUCAGUGGAUACAAAGGUUCGAGCACUCCCACCAAAGGCAUAGAGAACAAAGCUUUCGAUCGCAACACAGAAUCCCUCUUUGAAGAGCUGUCUUCCGCUGGCUCUGGCCUCAUUGGAGAUGUGGACGAAGGCGCGGAUUUACUAGGGGAAUAUUCUGACCAUAAUUUCUUUGGAAUGGGUCGUGAAGUUGAGAAUCUUAUCCUAGAAAAUACACAACUUUUGGAAACCAAAAACGCUUUGAACGUGGUGAAGAAUGACCUGAUAGCCAAAGUGGACGAGCUGACGUGUGAGAAGGACGUGCUGCAGGGGGAGCUGGAGGCCGUGAAGCAGGCCAAGCUGAAGCUGGAGGAGAAGAACAGAGAGUUGGAAGAGGAGCUCAGGAAAGCUCGUGCCGAGGCUGAAGAUGCAAGGCAGAAAGCGAAAGAUGAUGAUGAGAGUGAUAUCCCCACAGCCCAGAGGAAGCGGUUCACGCGGGUGGAGAUGGCCCGCGUGCUCAUGGAGAGGAACCAGUACAAAGAGAGACUGAUGGAGCUCCAAGAGGCUGUUCGAUGGACAGAGAUGAUUCGGGCAUCACGAGAAAAUCCAGCCAUGCAGGAAAAAAAAAGGUCAAGCAUCUGGCAGUUUUUCAGCCGACUUUUCAGCUCCUCAAGUAACACAACCAAAAAGCCCGAGCCCCCCGUUAACCUGAAGUACAAUGCACCCACCUCUCACGUGACCCCCUCUGUCAAGAAAAGAAGCAGCACCUUGUCACAGCUCCCUGGGGACAAGUCCAAAGCCUUCGAUUUCCUGAGUGAAGAAACCGAAGCUAGUUUAGCUUCACGCAGAGAGCAGAAGAGAGAGCAGUACCGGCAGGUAAAGGCGCAUGUGCAAAAAGAGGAUGGUCGUGUGCAGGCGUUUGGCUGGAGUCUGCCUCAGAAGUACAAACAGGUGACCAAUGGCCAAGGGGAAAACAAGAUGAAAAAUUUACCUGUGCCUGUCUAUCUCCGACCUCUUGAUGAAAAAGAUGCAUCCAUGAAGCUGUGGUGUGCGGUUGGAGUUAACUUAUCUGGUGGGAAGACCAGGGACGGCGGGUCUGUCGUUGGAGCAAGUGUGUUUUACAAGGAUGUUGCGGGUUUGGAUACGGAAGGCAGUAAACAGCGGAGUGCGUCUCAGAGCAGUUUGGAUAAGUUAGACCAGGAACUUAAGGAACAGCAGAAGGAGUUAAAAACUCAUGAAGAAUUAUCCAGUCAGGUGUGGAUCUGCACCAGCACCCACUCAGCGACAAAAGUGAUCAUCAUCGAUGCCAUCCAGCCUGGCAACAUCCUGGACAGCUUCACCGUGUGCAACUCGCAUGUCCUGUGCAUCGCCAGCGUCCCGGGAGCCCGGGAAACAGACUACCCCGCAGGAGAGGAUCUUUCAGAAUCUGGUCAGGUGGACAAGGCGUCCUUGUGCGGAAGCAUGACGAGCAACAGCUCGGCCGAGACGGACAGUCUCUUGGGCGGCAUCACAGUGGUCGGUUGCUCCGCAGAGGGCGUGACAGGCGCUGCCGCUUCCCCUAGUACCAACGGUGCUUCCCCAGUCACAGACAAGCCCCCAGAAAUAGAAGCGGAAAAUACGGAGGUGGACGAAAGUGUCCCAACCGCGGAGGAAGCCACGGAAGCCACCGAAGGCAGCGCGGGGUCUGUGGAAGACGCCGUGGACGUCUCCCAGCCCGGUGUGUACACCGAGCACGUCUUCACCGACCCUUUGGGGGUUCAGAUCCCCGAAGACCUGUCCCUGGUCUGUCAGUCGAGUAAUGAUUCCGACGUGUAUAAAGACCCGAUAUCCUCAGUGCUGCCGAGUGAACAAGACCUGGUGAGAGAGGAAGCCCAGAAGAUGAGCAGUCUGCUGCCGACCAUGUGGCUGGGCGCUCAGAACGGCUGCCUGUACGUGCACUCGUCUGUGGCCCAGUGGAGGAAGUGUCUCCAUUCCAUCAAACUCAAAGACUCCAUCCUCAGCAUUGUGCACGUGAAGGGGAUCGUGUUAGUGGCCCUGGCUGAUGGUACCCUCGCCAUCUUUCACAGAGGAGUUGAUGGGCAGUGGGACCUAUCCAACUAUCACCUCCUGGACCUGGGGCGGCCCCACCACUCCAUCCGAUGCAUGACCGUGGUGCACGACAAAGUCUGGUGUGGCUACCGGAACAAGAUCUAUGUGGUGCAGCCCAAGGCCAUGAAAAUAGAGAAAUCCUUUGACGCGCACCCCCGGAAGGAGAGCCAGGUGCGGCAGCUGGCCUGGGUGGGCGACGGCGUGUGGGUCUCCAUCCGCCUGGACUCCACACUGCGUCUGUACCAUGCGCACACCUACCAGCACCUGCAGGACGUGGACAUCGAGCCUUACGUCAGCAAGAUGUUAGGCACUGGGAAACUGGGCUUCUCUUUCGUGAGGAUCACAGCUCUUAUGGUGUCCUGCAAUCGUUUAUGGGUGGGGACCGGAAAUGGUGUCAUUAUCUCCAUCCCACUGACAGAAACUGUAAUCCUCCACCAGGGACGUUUACUGGGGCUGAGGGCAAAUAAAACCUCAGGAGCCCCAGGAAACCGUCCUGGCAGUGUGAUCCGCGUCUAUGGUGAUGAAAACAGCGAUAAAGUGACCCCAGGGACGUUCAUACCCUACUGCUCGAUGGCACACGCACAGCUCUGCUUCCACGGACACCGCGACGCCGUGAAGUUCUUCGUGGCCGUCCCGGGUCAGGUCCUUAGCCCACAGAGUGGCAGUGGUGGCACGGAUCUAACUGGUGACAGAGCAGGGCCCUCUGCCCAGGAGCCCAGCAGCCAGACGCCCUUGAAGUCUAUGCUGGUCAUCAGUGGAGGAGAGGGUUACAUCGACUUCCGGAUGGGUGAUGAAGGUGGAGAAUCCGAACUUCUCGGGGAGGACCUUCCCCUGGAGCCUGCCGUCACCAAAGCGGAAAGGAGCCACUUGAUCGUGUGGCAAGUGAUGUAUGGCAGUGAGUGAGCCCGCGGGGACAGCUGGAGGUGGACGCCGUCUCUUCUGCAUGGUUUAUUUUCCCUUUCUCCCUUUAUUUAAUGCUCUUGUUGUGAAAUAAGUUUCACCACAGUGGUGUGAGCAUUCUUUCCCGCUAACUUUAUGUUACCACCUGUCCUGCCAUCCAGUGCCGAGGAGCUGGCCGUCUACUGCACCAGUGUUACAGGCAGCGUCCAUGUGUUAUGAACAAAUCAGACAGCGCUGACUUUCUGCAAACCGGGAGUUGUAGAAAACGAUCCAGAUGUGCUUGCCUGGCCAGUCUCGUGUCGCUCGCUUUGUUGGAGGGGGGCACUUUUAGCUGUCACUAAUAAUGGAAUGAACGGGAAACACUUGAUAAAUGAGACUGUACCAUAAAGUACGACAGCAGCGUUUUCCCCGGUGUGUUAUAAAAUUGACACAGUAAUAGCAGGUGGCUCAUCGGGGGCUGUCUGCCCCUCCCGAGAGGGCCAGCUGCUACUGUAAAUUAACGCCACUUUCAAACCUGACAGAUCUUGUUUAUAUGGUAUAUAAAACUUUGUUUUCAUCAGAUUUGGGGGGGUUUUAUAUUAAAGAAAGUAAGACUACACUAUUUAAAUAAAAUUUUCCUGUUUCUGUUUUAUUAGAGCUCUAAAGUUUAUAAGGCCUGCUUCUCUGAAUAUCCUGACUUUUUUUUUAACCAGUUGUGCUCAUUUCCAUACUGACAUGUUUGAGGCUUGUUAUCCGUAAAGCUCAGAAGACAUCUGGACAGACUGACAAAACACAGCAGCAUUGGGCAGAGUUUUUUAAAGGAAUCAUGUUUUGUAUACUGUGUACCAGAGGACGGUGGCGGCUGGCUCAUUUUGGGUUUUCUUCCAUGUAAAAAUUCACCUGUUUGCCACAUAUUCCCCGGGCUGCACGUGGCUUCCAGGAGCAGUGGCCGCAACGGCGACAGGGUGGUGGGGACGGAGUCAGAGUCCGGCCUGACUGAGGAAUGGGGCAGGAAGCUCUGCUCUGUACAGACCUGAUGCACAGCUCCCACCUGGUCCUGCGGAUGCAAAGAACACACUUCAGAUUCGUUCCCUUUUAGGCUUAAAAUGCCACCAAAGGGAAAAACUGAAGGCGAAGAUGCCGGCCGAGUUGCUCCACACAAGGCCAGGGUCGGCUCUGCGUCUCUCCCCACACGGAUGUGAGUCUGGGUUGAAGUGAUUCUCUUGUCAUUGAGUUUUUAAAAAUCAUGAUGCUGUUUUAAUUCUCUCAAACUUCCUGAAAUGUGUGAUGUACCAUUUCUUAUCCGUUAACUCGAAGCAAAGCUAAGUAACUUUUUGUGCUGUUUUAAGAAUGUAAACCUGUAGGAAAAAGGUCCCCCCAGUCAUUGGAAGGACUGUCCGAGGAAAGAAAGCAAACACAGGUCUCUUAACUGUCUGAGCAUUUGUAAGUUCCAGGGACUUUUUUUUUUUUUUUCCUGAACUGUUGUACAAAAACAUCUGUAAAAUGGAUGUGGGGACUGAGGCUGGAGUAUAAAAUACGUGGAUUUAAUCAGCCAGGGAGCCCUCAGCCAUUUGGCCACAGGCAUCUGUAAUAAGCACAUUGUGCACA